Sitophilus oryzae (rice weevil) is the source of this 390-nucleotide messenger RNA. Its product is annotated as KRAB-A domain-containing protein 2-like. Gene Ontology annotation, biological process: DNA integration. The record is from RefSeq and is a predicted model, not a curated record. Lineage: Eukaryota; Metazoa; Arthropoda; Insecta; Coleoptera; Curculionidae. Gene Ontology annotation, molecular function: nucleic acid binding. The coding region runs from base 1 to 390 and encodes 129 amino acids. The transcript has a single exon.
AUGAAUUCUCGCUGUCAAGUAGAUUUAAUUGACAUGCAAAGUGAACCAGACCAAGAAUUUCGUUUCAUCCUAAACUAUCAGGAUCAUUUAACAAAAUUCACCGUACUACGAGCAUUGAAAACAAAGACAGCUGAAGAAGUUGCCUAUCAUUUAUUAGAUAUUUUCUGUUUAUUGGGCGCACCUAUGAUUCUACAAAGCGACAAUGGUAGAGAAUUUGCAAACCGUAUAAUCAAAAAUCUUGCUGAAAUGUGGACCGGAUUAAAGCUGGUCCAUAGAAAACCUCGCCACUCGCAGAGUCAAGGGUCCGUAGAGAGAUCAAAUCAAGAUGUAAGGGACAUGCUGGUUACAUGGUUAGCCGAUCAACACACAACAAAAUGGUCUGAGAGGUAG